AUGACUGAGACAAGUAUGCAAGAGGGGAAUUCUGAUGUGUAUGGAUUCCUUGAGCCACAGUCCAUCCAGAGAUAUGGGCAAUCGCAAUUUGAAUUAGAAAGUUACAUGAAGAACUGGAUGCAGAAUUUAAAACGGGAUGUCUACCUAGGAGCCUACCUGAAUGGUGCACAUUGGCAAAUGGUCGUCAUUUUGCCUAAGGAAAAUCUUGUCGUCUGGUUUUGUUCCUUGCAUAAUAGGCUAGACAACUACCUGAAAGGAAUAAUUAAUAGUGCUUUGAAAGGACUUGACGAUACUCCAGAACCUAAAUCCAAGGCUGGUGUAGUAAAAAUUAUGAAUUCACCAGUGUCGCAACCUGCCCUCCGGCAAGGGCGCGAAAAAGGCCUCUCGGUUGGGCCAAAGGUUCAUCUUCCUUUGAAGAAAAAUGCGUGA
Messenger RNA from Glycine soja, 429 nucleotides. RefSeq lists its product as uncharacterized. Bases 1 to 429 code for a protein of 142 amino acids. NCBI's taxonomy places the organism in Eukaryota, Viridiplantae, Streptophyta, Magnoliopsida, Fabales, Fabaceae. The record is from RefSeq and is a predicted model, not a curated record. The transcript is spliced from 4 exons.